Messenger RNA from Linum trigynum, 1011 nucleotides. NCBI's taxonomy places the organism in Eukaryota, Viridiplantae, Streptophyta, Magnoliopsida, Malpighiales, Linaceae. The record is from the annotation of a GenBank genome assembly.
ACGUAUAUUAUUCUAAUUUGUCAAGUUUCAAUAGUAGAUCCACCUCUAAUUAGUCAUAUGAUUAAGGGACCCCUUAGUCACCUGAUCUUAGCCCGCGGAGAGGGCCAGAAGUUCAACUGGGCUAAACACUUAACCUCCCUCAAAAGCCCAAUAUUGGAGCGCCACCGACUUUCAGAGAUCACAGCUUUAAAGCUCCCCGGCUCCCGCCACCGCCACCACUCAAUCUUUCUUUCCAUUGCUCCGCCGCUCGGCAAACCCAAAAAAGACAGGACGAGAUGCGGAUAUUCGUAAACCUACCGUCGCAGCAAACACUAACUCUCGCCGCCACCCCGUCGGACACCAUCGCCGACCUCAAAUCCGCUAUCCAAUCCCGCGGAGGACCAAUUUCAAUCUCGGACCCUGCCAACGAACAGUACUACCAAUUGAUCCACUGCAGCAAGCUCCUCGACGAUGACAGCCGAACCCUGGCCGAGUACAGAAUCCGGAACAAGUUCGCGACAGUCGAUCUCCUCCCGCGGCUCCUCGGCGGCGGCGGAGGGAAGAAGAGGAAGAAGAAGGUGUUCAGCACGCCCAAGAAGGAGAAGAAGGACAAGGAGAAGGAGAAGCUCCCCGUGCUCAAGCUUUACAAGGUCGUGGGAGGCGGCGAGGAUGAAGACUCGCCAGGUGUGCUGGAGAGGUUGAGGAAGGAGUGCCCGAAGUGCGGACCGGGGAAUUUCAUGGCCGAUCACGGCGACCGGGUUUCCUGCGGCAAGUGCGGUUUGAGUUUCGCGCGCCACCAACCGCCGACCCCACAGCCGGCGGCGCGUGAGGACGCGGAGGAGGAGGGAAAAGAAUUUUGCCGUAGUUAACGUUUAGCUUUUGCUUCUUACUUCUAAACAACUUAAUUAGCGAUCCUGCUAGCUAGGCCAUUGGACUGCUUAUUAAUCAAUUUUCCACAGGGAUAAUGAUCAAUCACUGGUUAUGACAUGUGCAAAGCCAUCAAGGAGGCGGAAAGAAAUUAAUUAAUGAUCU